This is a messenger RNA of Cavenderia fasciculata, 1521 nucleotides long. RefSeq lists its product as uncharacterized. NCBI's taxonomy places the organism in Eukaryota, Evosea, Eumycetozoa, Acytosteliales, Cavenderiaceae. Gene Ontology annotation, molecular function: rRNA (guanine-N2-)-methyltransferase activity. Gene Ontology annotation, biological process: rRNA methylation. The transcript has 2 exons. The record is from RefSeq and is a predicted model, not a curated record. The coding region runs from base 1 to 1521 and encodes 506 amino acids.
AUGAGAAUGCCAAUAUGCAGUAGUCGUAGUAGUAUUGUUUCUCAAACAAUACUAAGAUCGACUCUAUUUUGCAACUACUCUACGACGAUCAAACCAAUUAAAAAUAUAGAUAGAUUUAUGAAAGAUUUAAAGAAUGAUCAAUCAGAUAUCAAUCAAUUAAUUAAUAGUAAUAAAGAGAAACAUGAAACAACUACGACUACGACUAAAACAACAUUAGAAUCAUCAUCUGCUGCUGCUGCUGCUGGUGGUGGUGGAGCAAUGAAUAGUAAACAUAAGAAUAUUCUAAAAAGAUUAGAAAAGAAAGAACCAAUUCAAUUCAAUAAGCGUUCUUCUACAAAUACAACCACCACCUCCUCUCAAAGAUCAACACCAAUAGAAAAAACAACAGAACAAGAAGAAGAAGAAUUAUUGACAACAACAGCAGCAGCAGAGAAUGUUAUGAUUGAAAAUGAAUCAAGACAAAAAAGAGAUGAUGUAAAAAGAGAAAGAGAAAGACAAAGAGAACAAGACCCAAGAUAUUAUCAAGAGAUUGCACCUGGAAUAGCUAUCAAUCCUCAAUUAUCAAAGUUGGACAAGAAACGUGUAUGUGUCAGUAGUACUGAUCAUUGGCAAGAAGCACAAGAUCAUGCUCAAAAGAUUGCUACUCAACUAGAUUUGGAUUACUUGGAAUGGAAGAGUUUAGAGGUAUUACCAACAGAUCUAUGUAGCUAUAUGGUUGUAUUGUUUGUCACCAAAGAUGGUGAAAUAUCACUCAACGAUCUAGAAAUGUUUGAAAACAAAAAGGGUCGUGUCAAGAGAAAGAUGACAUGUGCAGUAUCACUAGAUUACACCACCGGCGAAUUGGCAUUCAAGACAUUAAAAAAAACAUAUGCAAGGUCACCACUGGUAUUAUCUGUCACUUCUGGAAAAUCAUCAUCAUCAUCGGAACCUCUUAAUGUUUUGGAUAUUACAGGUGGUUUGGGUAAAGAUUCUUGGAUAUUGGCUUCAUUUGGUUGUAAAGUAACCAUUCUAGAAAGAAAUCCACUACUCAACUUUAUGAUGGAACGUGCGCUCGAAAAGGCUAAAGCUUCAUCCUCCACUGGUGGUGAAGGAAAUGCUUUGUUUUCAGAGAUUGCCAAUCGUAUCACUCUUGUAAAGACAGACUCUAUAGAAUAUCUUGUCAAAAAGAUUACAGACGCUGAUGGAUUGAAUCAAGAUCGACCAGAUGUUAUUUAUAUGGAUCCAAUGUAUCAAACAAAAGAAAAUGAAGACAACAACAAGGCACUCUCUAAAAAGGAUAUUAGAGCCAUUAGAAAGUUGGUUGGUGGUGACAGAGAAUCAAAGGUUCUUUUUGCUCUAAGUAAAAGAUUGGCAACAAAGAAAAUAGUUUGGAAGAAACCAAAGAAUUUAGGUGCUCACUUGGGUGUAGAUUCUCAUUAUAGAUCAACUGAUACUCGUUUUGAUGUUUUCCUUAUGAAUAAGAAUAAUAAUAAUAAUAAUUCAGAUGAUGUCCUUAAUAAUAAUAUUCAAGAGGAAAAAUAA